AUGUCUCACUUCAAGGGCAAGUACCAUGAUGAGCUUAUUGCCAAUGCUGCUUACAUUGGCACUCCUGGAAAGGGUAUUCUUGCUGCUGAUGAGUCAACGGGAACAAUUGGUAAGCGUUUGGCCAGCAUCAAUGUAGAGAACGUUGAAUCCAACAGGCGUGCUCUAAGGGAGCUGCUUUUCACUGCUCCUGGUGCUCUUCAAUACCUCAGUGGAGUCAUCCUCUUUGAGGAAACCCUCUACCAGAGCACAGCUUCAGGCAAGCCCUUUGUUGAGUUGUUGAAGGAGGCUGGUGUGCUUCCUGGUAUCAAGGUUGACAAGGGCACCGUUGAGCUUGCCGGGACUGAUGGGGAAACAACUACUCAGGGUCUAGAUGGCCUUGGUCAGCGUUGUGCCAAGUACUAUGAAGCGGGUGCACGAUUUGCCAAAUGGCGUGCCGUGCUGAAGAUUGGUCCCAACGAGCCAUCUGAGCUCUCUAUCCAUGAGAAUGCCUAUGGCUUGGCCAGAUAUGCUGUCAUAUGCCAGGAAAAUGGGCUGGUUCCCAUUGUUGAACCUGAGAUCCUAGUUGAUGGACCUCAUGACAUUCACAAGUGUGCCGCUGUGACAGAGCGUGUCCUUGCAGCAUGCUACAAGGCUUUGAAUGAUCACCAUGUUCUUCUUGAGGGAACUCUAUUGAAGCCAAACAUGGUGACCCCUGGAUCUAAGUCUGCAAAGGUUUCCCCUCAGGUGGUUGCUGAGCACACUGUUAGAGCCCUGCAGCGAACCGUGCCUGCUGCAGUUCCUGCUGUGGUUUUCUUGUCUGGUGGACAGAGUGAGGAGGAGGCAUCCGUCAACCUCAAUGCCAUUAACCAGGUCAAGGGGAAGAAGCCAUGGUCACUCUCUUUCUCUUUUGGAAGGGCACUUCAACAGAGCACCCUCAAGGCAUGGGGCGGAAAAGAGGAGAAUGUGAAGAAGGCACAAGAAGCCUUAUUGGUAAGAGCCAAGGCUAACUCAGAGGCAACUCUUGGAACCUACAAGGGUAAUUCACAGCUUGGUGAGGGUGCCUCAGAGAGCCUCCAUGUUGAGAACUACAAGUACUGA
This is a messenger RNA of Sphenostylis stenocarpa, 1077 nucleotides long. The record is from the annotation of a GenBank genome assembly. NCBI's taxonomy places the organism in Eukaryota, Viridiplantae, Streptophyta, Magnoliopsida, Fabales, Fabaceae.